Molecule: messenger RNA, 799 nt
Organism: Triticum aestivum (bread wheat)
Lineage: Eukaryota; Viridiplantae; Streptophyta; Magnoliopsida; Poales; Poaceae
Exons: 3
Coding region: 1-504 (167 amino acids)
Source: RefSeq, a predicted model, not a curated record
AUGUGGAGACCAAGCCACGACCGCGUGCCUCCUGCUCACCGCGUAUGCUGCAUAUAUUGUAGGCGCCAACCCCACGGCAAUUUCGUUCCAGAGAGCUCCAUCGCUGUUUCGUCGAGAGCCCCGCCAAUAUCUCCAAAGAGAAAGCUCUCCGUGGUCAGGGAAAAGAGUGGUGCUAGAGAGAUGGAUGCCCGCAAUCUGCAGACCGUGAUCCUCAAGAUAGCAGUGCCCGUGAUGGCCAUGGUGCUGCUGCUCACGGUGUCGACUGUCUCCAUGACGCCGGACGACUGUGCCUGCGCCUGCCUCCGCGCCUGCUUCUUCGACAGCAACUACUGCCUGAUGAUCUGCGUGCUCUCCCAGAUCAACCUGGGCCGUCUUCUGGCGAGGGAGGCCGCUCUGUCGCCGACGCUGGCGGAUCGGCGCUACUACGCGGUGGGCGCCGUCGCGUGCUUCGUGGAGGUAGCGCUCAAGCUGUACGUGAUCCUGGUUCCGUGCCCCUCGGCUUAGCUUCGUCGCGCGCGUGUGGAUGUGCCUGCCCAAGGAUCGAAGAUGGAUAGUUUUUGGAGUCUGAAGAUGCGCCGUUUUGUUCAGUUAUUACUAUUAGUACUACUCUGCUAAGUUUUACAAGUUUGGAAGGGCCUGUCGUAUGGUGUUUUAGUUUCAAUUUGGGUACAAGACUAUCUUAGAACUACUGUAGCAUUUUGUUAUUGUCUUCUUCCAUUUGGGUUUAUAAGGUCUGUUGUAGCAUCAGCUUUGGGGUGCGCCUUCUAGGCUGUAGCCAAUGUAAUAUGAAGUUGUUUAG